Molecule: messenger RNA, 1746 nt
Organism: Humulus lupulus (European hop)
Lineage: Eukaryota; Viridiplantae; Streptophyta; Magnoliopsida; Rosales; Cannabaceae
Exons: 7
Coding region: 175-1404 (409 amino acids)
Biological process (GO): recombinational repair
Source: RefSeq, a predicted model, not a curated record
AGAUAUAUUUUAUAUUCAUUUUUUUUUAUAAAAAUAGGGUGUUGCAAAUGUCCAAAAAGCCCUUCAACAUUGUUAACGAAAAUCAAGUUUAAUUUCUCUCCCAAACUCCCGCGUUUUUCAGAUCAACGAGUGGAGAGUCGACCGCAUCCAUUUUAGGCGGCAAAAUCCCCAAAAAUGGAAGAUGAACAGUGGGAAGCUCUAGACGUAGACGACUCCGAAGUUCCCUUUCUCAGACCUUGCAAGCGCCAAAGCCUCUCUGUUCUCUCUCACCCCAACCCCUCUUCUUCUCCGGCGCCGUUCCUCAUUCCUGGCCCCGCCGGAGCCGUACAAUCCGCCAUGCAACGGAAAGCUCGAGGGGACGGUUUAUUCUACGGUGCCGCACGCGAUGAGGAUUCUAUCCCCACUCAGGAGUAUAUUAAGAGGGUUCUUGAAAAUGGCGAUGUUCGUGAUGACGAUGAUUUCAGGGCUAAUCCAUGGCUUUCCGCUUUGGAUUUUCUGCGAACAAAUGGUAUGGUGGAUGAUAAUUGUACAAUUCCUGGAACGCCUUUGAGUUCUAUCAAGAAUGGGUUUCAUAAUGACAGAGUAGCUCGGGUUGUUGCUAUAGUCAAGUCAUGUACUCCAAAUGGUCUUGGUGGUUUGAUGGUAACUCUUAAGGAUCCUACAGGUACAAUAGGAGCUAGCAUCCACCGCAAAGUUCUUUCGGAAGGAGAGUUUGGGAAGAACAUAUCCAUUGGUACCGUUUUGAUUCUCCAAAAGGUAGCUGUGUUCGCUCCUUUACGCUCUGCAUUCUAUCUCAAUAUUACCUUGAAUAAUGUGAUCAAGGUCAUUUCAAAGGAUAGUGGCCCUCCCAUUGAACAGAAUUAUGCUCCGUCAUUGAGAUAUGCUGCAGAAAAUUCAGAGAGCAAUGAAACAUCACAUAUAGCUGAACCAGUGAUUUCACAGAAGAGAACUAAAGGAAUUAUGAAUAAUCUGAUGAAAAACUUUGAGAUAAGAGGAAGUCUGAAUAAGAGCAGAGUAGUAGAUCUUCCAGAGAACAGCAGCUUUAGCAAUGAAGGCUGCAGAGACUCAACUGGUAGUGCCGAGAAAGAAUCGUUAUUCAUGGGACGAGUCGUGGCUAAUGGAAGCACAAACACUACGGUUUUAGGCAGUACACUUUCUAACGACGAAGUGAUGGUGACAGAUGAACAGCCUAGCGACUGCGAACCAUCUGAAGCAGACUAUUUAUCGCGCUGCACCAAAACCGCAACCACAAUUACUUUAGAAAACUUGGUUGAAGUCCCUGGUGACAGAGAACCUGAUGUGGAAUUUGGUAGUAAAGAACCAAAAGAGCUGACGGUUUCAGGAAUCCCAAUCCCAGAUUGGACAGAUGAGCAGCUGGAUUUGCUUUCCGCAUUUGAUGAUUGAGGUAAUGAUCUACUUUACUUUGAUAGGGUUUUUUUUCUUCUGUCAUGAUCAUAUCAAGGCAAGGAGAAUUGAUUUUUCUCAAGUAAAGAGUGGUAAGGUUUUUGUUCUUGAUAUGUGCAUAGGACCAAGAAAUAGGUAAGGUUUUUGCUCUAAAAAUUGUUGCAGAAACUAGAAAUUUUACAUACUCAUUGUAAAUCUGGCAGUAAAAUUGUGUUAUGUGAAAAGUGCUUACAGUUCUUGUCAUAUCAUUUUGUCAUGGCUCAAGGGUUUAGAAUCAAAGAGCAAGUCAUCUCUAAUUGAAAUACGAUUAAUGUUAAUUGAGGCUUGCAAAAGAAGGCCAUG